UUAAAAGUUUUCAGCUGUUUCUUUUUAUACACAAAAUGUCAUUUUCAUAAAAUUAUUCCAGAAAUUUUAUCAUCCCAUUCAGAAUAUUAAAAGAGCAAAAUUAAGUGAAGUGAUUAUAUUCAAACAUUAAAUUUCAAGUGCAACAGUGAUCCUAAUUUUUCUAUGAAUAAUUAAAAUUAAAAUUAAAGUAAAAUUAAAAAUUCAAAAAUGGCUCCACAUCGAACAUGCCCUGGAUGUUCCAAACAAUUAUCAAAUGAUAAAAAACGAAAAGGAUUAUCAAAUGAUGCAGAAAUUACUUCCAAAAGUCAGGAAAAAAAAGGUGAAGUGAAAUCAGAUACAAAUGGAAAUUCAAAUCGAAAGGAAAAAAAUUUAGCAUCAGAAAAACAUGCAAAUAAAGCACGGCAUUCAGAAUCUAAUCAGUCAAUGGAAGAAUGUGACUCUCAUGACGAAGAUUCAGAUAAUUGUGAAUAUGAAGACAUCUCCGAAACUAGCAGUACGGCAUCAAAAAAUGAAUCACAAUCUGAUUCUAUGGGUAAAAUUGAACAAAAUAUACGAAUUGCAACUGACGUAGUGGAAAUUGUAGGAAGAAAACGAAAAUAUGAACCUUUAGAUUCUCGUAAAUCGUUGAGAAAUGAUCAAGUUCAAGACAAGAAAAAACCAAGACGUUCCAAAGGACGCAAAAGGAGGCGAAGCAGAAGUCGUAGGAGAAGUGAAAACAGUCGACAUUCCAACGGUGGAGAUUCUGAGGAAAUGGGAGAUGACGAAUCUGAAAACAAAAACAAUAAUAAGGAUAAUCAAAAAAAUAAACAGAAAAGAAGAAAAAUUGAUGAAGUUGAGAAGGAAACUUCAAGUCAUUCUAAUUCAGUUGCACCCAUUAAGGAACAAAAAGAAAAAUAUAAAGAGGAUCUCAUCACUGACUAUGAAUCUUCAGAUGAAGAAUAUAAUCCAAAUGACUGAAUUUCAUUUAAAAUAAUCUUCUAUUGAAAUUUUUUUGUAUUUGUCUAAAUUAAUUUUGAAGUCCAUUUUUUAGAAGAAAAAUAUCAUCUCAAAAGUCUAAAAGUAUUGAUUGUGAUUUUGAACAAUUUACUUUCUUACGAUCAAUUAAAGUGAAUUUAUUGUAGAUUUAUAUUGAUUGUACAAUGUCAAGUAAAGAAUAAAAGUAUUUUCAUGUGGAGCAUUA
This is a messenger RNA of Leptopilina boulardi, 1180 nucleotides long. RefSeq lists its product as uncharacterized. The transcript is spliced from 4 exons. NCBI's taxonomy places the organism in Eukaryota, Metazoa, Arthropoda, Insecta, Hymenoptera, Figitidae. The coding region runs from base 208 to 957 and encodes 249 amino acids. The record is from RefSeq and is a predicted model, not a curated record.